ACCUCUCCUUUUGGGCUUUUGUUCAUUUUUUAGCGCUCUAAUUUUCCCCAACUUCUCUCGCCUUCUCCCUAUUGAUCUGCCAAUCUCCCCUUCACAUCCCUUGUCCCGAACUUUCGUUUCCAAAAAAAUCAAGCUCUCUGAGCGGGUGCUCAAGUUUAGCAUUUCUCGCAGGUGGCUGGACUAGCUCCUUUCCUUGCGUGCUUGUUGGAGUUAUUCUCAUUUUCCAUGGCAGACGAGGAAGCUGUUGAUCCGAAGAAGCUUCUUGAAGAGGCUUGCAUGCCAAAAUGUGUGAAGCCAUUACUUGAAUAUAAGGCAUGUGUGAAGAGAAUCCAAGGCGAUGAAAGUGGGAACAAGCACUGCACUGGCCAAUACUUCGACUAUUGGUCUUGUAUUGAUAAAUGUGUUGCGCCAAAGCUGUUUGAAAAGAUUAAAUAAUACAAUAGAUUGUUCAGGGCGAUCAUUUUCUAUUUUGCCUACAGCUCGUAAAGCUGCUUAUUCCCUACUUCUCAAUAGUAAUGGAUGUUUGGAUUGUUUUUUUUCUGGCAUUUCCUAGUUUUCAAUUGCUGAGGAAAACUUGAGUUGUGAUCAAUAAGAUGAAACCUGGGUAACAUUCUCCUGACCAAAUUUAUCAACUUUUCGAAGAUUGAAUCCAAAGAAAGAUUUUGGAGA
This is a messenger RNA of Carica papaya (papaya), 669 nucleotides long. The record is from RefSeq and is a predicted model, not a curated record. Lineage: Eukaryota; Viridiplantae; Streptophyta; Magnoliopsida; Brassicales; Caricaceae.